GUCUGCGCUCUGCUAACCUGUCGCGAGGCGCCUUUCUGCUCGGCGACACUGCCUUUUUUAUCACCACUGCACCGCGCGGGACCAGCCCGUUCGCUACUCCCUGCAGCUGCUCUGCUGUCCGCCUCCGCUCGCGUGAAGGAAUCAUGUAGACGCGAUUUCGUGUGCGCAUCGCCACCACCGCCGCCGAGAACAUCCAAGAGUGCAGCCGCGUUUUUUCUCGUGUCGUCGCUCUCCGAGUUGCAAGUUUCGUCUUUCUCGCCCGCACGAGCAGUCAAGGAGAAGAAGCAGCAGCAGCAGCAGCAUCAUGUCGGAGGUGCGGAAGAGGACAGUAGCCGAGGCAGUGGCGAAGGACGUUAGCGACGAUCAAAAAGAAGAUAUUGAAUCAGAGGAUGAUGCCAAACUUGAUGUUGAUGAACUUACGAAAACCUUGCCACAAGGAACAGAUCAUACCCCAGAGAUACUUGGCUCUGCACUUUCUGGCUUAUCUGAUCGCUGGAAAAAUUGGGUCAUCAGGGGUAUUUUCACUUUUUUGAUGAUAGGUGGAUUUUGUCUCAUCAUAUAUGGAGGUCCUUUGGCUCUGAUGGUCACGGUUCUAAUUGUGCAAGUUAAAUGUUUUGAAGAAAUCAUCAAUAUUGGUUAUGCUGUGUAUAGGAUUCAUGGUUUGCCCUGGUUUCGUUCAUUAUCGUGGUACUUUUUAAUUACUUCCAAUUACUUCUUCUAUGGAGAAAACUUGAUGGACUACUUUGCAGUUGUCAUAAAUAGAACAGACUACUUACGUUUUCUCGUAACGUACCACAGAUUCGUUUCGUUCUGUUUAUAUAUUAUUGGGUUCGUUUGGUUUGUACUUUCACUGGUGAAAAAAUACUACAUGAAACAAUUUUCAUUAUUUGCAUGGACUCACGUCGCUCUGCUAAUAGUAGUAACUCAAAGCUACUUGAUUAUUCAAAAUAUUUUUGAAGGUUUAAUAUGGUUUAUUGUACCAGUGAGUAUGAUCGUCAUAAACGAUGUGAUGGCAUAUGUCUUCGGAUUCUUCUUUGGCAGAACACCGCUAAUAAAAUUGUCUCCUAAAAAGACGUGGGAAGGUUUCGUAGGUGGCGGUUUUUCGACUGUCGUACUUGGAUUAAUGAUGUCGUACGCCAUGUGCCAAUACCGCUACUUCGUCUGUCCGAUCGAAUACAGUGAAGCUCUAGGUAGAAUGACCAUGGAUUGUGAACCUUCUUACUUGUUCAGACCGCAAGAAUAUACUUUGCCGAAUUUCUUGCAAGUCGUCACUAAUAUGUUUAAAUGGAAGUCAACCGUCACAAUGUAUCCGUUUAUGUUGCAUUCCUUAUCGUUGUCGGUAUUUAGUUCGGUAAUAGGUCCAUUCGGCGGCUUCUUUGCAAGCGGUUUCAAGAGGGCGUUUAAGAUUAAAGACUUUGGUGAUGUAAUACCCGGUCAUGGCGGAAUAAUGGAUAGAUUUGACUGUCAGUAUCUGAUGGCAACUUUCGUUAAUGUCUACAUCUCGUCUUUCAUUCACACAGCUUCUCCCCAGAAACUAUUGCAGCAGGUCUUUACAUUAAAACCCGAGCAGCAACUUCAGUUAUUCCAGACUUUGCAGGAUUCGUUGCAACACAGAGGUCUUUUAAAUGCUUCCUAAAUCGUUAAUCUCAAAAAGAUGCGAUUUUGCGUUUAUUACGAUAGCUACCUGAUCACCGUGUACCAUAAUGGCUGAGUCUAUUCGAUGUUAGACAACCAUUUGAUUGGUCAGUGAAAAUCCUCGAUCAAACAGUCUUUAACUUUUUUACGGGUAUUUCGUAACUCUUUUUCAUGAGAGCAAUCCAAUGAAUAUUGGCUUUUUGUUCAUGCUCUUCAAUACUUUGGGUUACCACUUUAGUUCAACAAACCUCAAUCCACAAUCGUACAGCAUUGUGCAGAAAGAGUUUUGAUGGUUUGAUGAUUGUAAGUCGCAAAUAAUCAUUUCCAUAUUUUCAUGGGCGUCAUUAUAUAUGAAGAUUUUUUUAAUUUUCGAAUGCAAUAAGUGAGUGAAAAGUAAAUAGAUCUCGCAAAGCUUUUUUUAAAUCGUGCAUUUAAACCGAACAUAUAUAUGCAAUCUUUUUAUGAAAUCAGAGAUUAUCCACGCGGCGUCAGAGAAUUUUACGUUGUUAUAUGGUUACGUGAAUCAUUGUUGAAUAUUGUUCAUUAUGUGUUUAGUGAAGUCUUGUUGUAAAAUAGUAAGAGUUUCACAAAUCUAAAGAGCGCUAAAAGUUUUGUGGAUCUCGAUACUCUAGAUAUGUAUAAAUGUAUUUCUUCGCAUUUACCGGCAUCGGACACGUGAGUGUUUGCCAGUUCAUCGGCAAUUUGAUAUUGCACGAUAAGCGAUGUAACAUUACAUGUAUAUGUGUAUUGUAGAAAUCUCAUUUAGAUUAAUCUCAUUCGGUCAAAUUGGGCAAGAAACAUGACCAAAAAAAAAAAAAAAAAAAAAUUAUAUGCCGCACGAAACAAAUCCAUUCUAUUAUCUUUUUUUUUGUUCUUUAGUAGGUAUAUUUGAAUUGUCACGCAUGCCAAAAAGAAGCGACAAAAGUCCUACAAACAGAACGAGAAAAUAAAAUAAAAACAAAAACGGAAGCACUUGAGUAAAAGUCAUACGAACGACCCGUUUUCUCUAACUGUCCUGUAAAAUACUGUAAGUUUAUCCGGGAAAAAGCAAAAUGAACAAUCUCAAGCAUACAAGAGUACACACAGUGAUAGAUGCAUAAAGAUUCGCGUGCAGAUAUAGGUAUUUAGGUAUAUUAAAAAUUACAGGAGCUUGUCGAAGCGCGAGUACUCCACUGUAUGUACUUACAUUCAGUAAGUCCUAUACUUGUACGUAUAUUUUGUUACGUUAUACGCUUAAACAUACAUAUAGGUGUGAUAAUUAUGUGAAUGUUUUAUUGUUGUUGAUUGAUUUGACGGUUGUGGAUAUAAGAGACAUGAGCGGGUGCAUGUGAGCGUGAGGACGAGCGCGCGUGAACUUUUGGGAGAGAAGCGACAGAUUAUAUUAGAGAGAAAACAGAUUUAUGAAUAUAAUUACGAAAUGUUGCAACACCUGUAUAUUUUAAUGUGACGGUACCUUAAGUUAUAAAGUAAAUAUACAUUGAUCUAUUUAUGAUAUGUAGCGACGGAAAAUUUAAAAUAAAGAUGACUUGUCAAACGAG
This is a messenger RNA of Nasonia vitripennis (jewel wasp), 3173 nucleotides long. RefSeq names its product phosphatidate cytidylyltransferase, photoreceptor-specific (gene Cds). The coding region runs from base 305 to 1636 and encodes 443 amino acids. The record is from RefSeq and is a predicted model, not a curated record. The transcript has 9 exons. NCBI's taxonomy places the organism in Eukaryota, Metazoa, Arthropoda, Insecta, Hymenoptera, Pteromalidae. Gene Ontology annotation, cellular component: endoplasmic reticulum membrane. Gene Ontology annotation, molecular function: phosphatidate cytidylyltransferase activity.